AUGCAUUCGACUCCAGGCCGGAAACCGAAUGGACGCCUAAAGAUAAAGGUUGAACAAGCCACGUGCGACCAGUGUCGGCUGAACAAGGUACAAUGCCUCGCGCCCGACUCGGUUGAAGAGCGCUGCAGACAAUGUAAAGCUUCCGCCACCAAUUGCACCUGGGUCAUUGGUCCUAGACCGUUUGGACGCUCUCCGCCUUCCCCUUCUUUUGUGUCAUACCUCGAGAAUCGGGUUGGGGAGCUCGAGCGCAAGCUGAAACAUAUUCUUCCAGGAAUAAACUUGAACCGGGAGCUGGAGACCUUGGCACAACUUCCCGCUUUACCACCACCGCAACCGACCUUUACUCACCUGUCUCCUAGCACUUCAACCCCUCAGUCUUCGCCUAGCCCUGCGGCGACGCCGUUUCAACAUAUUCCCGCUCAGAAUGAGCCGCCGGUGCUGAAUUCUGCGCCAGCACUCCUCAAACAAGUCCGCCAAGUCACACUUUCCUCUCCUCUGGCACAAGCACCCCGGCUCAAGAAUGACAUGUACUGGUCAGCAACGGCCUCAACUAAAGAAGAAGAACCUCGCUUCCAUGGUACAUCGAGUGGAGAGAUCCUACUCCGAGACGCAAAAGAAAUAAGGCGUGAGUACGUGCCUUGGGCAGGGAGUGGCAAAAUCCUACGACGAAGACACGAAUUUUGGGAAGCUCCGCUGCCUGAAAGGCGAUGCCGUGACGCCGAACUCGAUCCCGUAGAACUUCCUCCGGCAGAUUUGAUUCGAUCGCUUGUCAACUUGUUCUUCCGACACAUGAACACGUUUUAUCCCAUCUUCCACAGAGGAUGGUUCGAGCACCGGCUUUUGUCUGGGGCGCACCUAGCUUCCGACACCACGGGUCGAACGUUUGCUCGCCUUUUGCUCCUCGUUUGCGCGGUCGCCAGUCGUUGGAGUUCGGAUCCACGGGUAUUCAUACAAGGCCAGACACUCAGUGCUGGCUAUGAGUUCUUUCGCAGAGCUGGUCCGGUAACAUGGGCUGUCAGAGCUCAGCCGAGUAUAUAUGACGUCCAAAUAUGUAUUCUCUCAGCUAUGUUCCUUCAUGGCACCUCGACACACUACGCCGGAUGGGUCGUUUUGGGAAUUGGGAUCCGCCUUGCGCAGGAUGUCGGAGCCCACAGAAGGAAGGAAGGGGACACAAUCGAGAAUGAACUCUACAAGCGCGCUUUUUGGACUUUGCUGAUUUUUGAUCGUAUGAUCUGUGCGGCGCUUGGAAGACCCUCUGCUAUGCAGGAUACUGAUUCCGACUUGGAACCGCUAAUCGAAAUAGACGAUGAAGACUGGCCAAUCGAGGGCGCUCGCUCCCAGGAUCUGGAAAAGCCAUCACGUCUGUCGUAUUUUAAUGGCUUGAUUGGGAUCACCCGAAUCUUGGGGCGAGCCAUUCAAACCCUGUACGCGCUUGACCGAACAAAACGGCAAAUGGGACUGGUUGGGUCUCAAAAAGAGGGAGAGCUGUUAGUCGACUUGCAAAGACACUUGGAGCAAUGGAAGCAAACUAUACCAUCUCACCUUCGAAUUGAGACAGCCUCGGGUAUAUUUGUCGAGCAAGCAAUUGCUUUAUGGUCAACUUAUCACCAUGUCAACAUUAUCAUCCAUAGAGAAUUCAUUACCAAGGAGUCUGUGUUGACUGCCAACUGUCUGAAUAGAUGCCGACGUUCCGCUCACGAAUGUGCCAGGCUCCUCGAUUUGCAACUUCGAAGUGAAGAAUGUCACAUUAUACCUGUCACGGUUCAAGCCGCCUUUUCAAGUGCCAUGGUCUUGACCUUUGACUUGUUGUCAGGAGAGAAAGCUUCUCGUAAUGACCGAGGCGAUCCAUGGCCAUCCACCGAAGACUGGUACCCUAAAGUGGAAAAGGAGGCAAACUUGAAGACAUGCAUGCUCAUACUGGAGUUGGCCGAGACAAAGUAUUACAUUGCUGGACGAUGGCACGAUACAUUGAAAGAAUUUCUUCACUCUGGUGUUAAGUUGGACAGCUUUAGGCCUGAGCAUAAGGUGCAAGGAUCGAGCCCUAGUAUUGAUCAACCUCCCGCCAACCGAAGAGAUAGUGGAUCCAUGCCCGGACCUGGGGAACCAUACCCAUUUAACUUCACGUAUGAUCCUCCUCGUGGCCCAAGUUACGGGCCUGAACAAGUAUCGGGUAUGGUCGCUGGUACAGCUACUUCUUCACCAUCCCUUUCAGUAGCUGCCUACAACACGUUCGUCCUACCAUACACCGCACCUUCUAAUGUACCAGCAGCUGUAUACCCCCAUAGCGCGUACCUCCCGGAUGCGUAUUACGGUGGUGAUACUGCCAUUCCUUUUCCUGGAUAUGUUUCACAGCUCAAUUUUGACCCAAAUCAGGGAAGAGAAGAAGAAUACGAGUGGGAGAGACAAGCCUCGACGUCACAAUGGCAACAGCAUAUUUACAACCCGUGGUAUACUCAAGGUGGAAACGCACCUCAAGGUCGUUAG
Messenger RNA from Rhizoctonia solani, 2484 nucleotides. RefSeq names its product Fungal specific transcription factor domain. The coding region runs from base 1 to 2484 and encodes 827 amino acids. The record is from RefSeq and is a predicted model, not a curated record. Lineage: Eukaryota; Fungi; Basidiomycota; Agaricomycetes; Cantharellales; Ceratobasidiaceae. Gene Ontology annotation, biological process: regulation of DNA-templated transcription; DNA-templated transcription. Gene Ontology annotation, molecular function: DNA binding; zinc ion binding; DNA-binding transcription factor activity, RNA polymerase II-specific. The transcript has 13 exons.